This is a messenger RNA of Limulus polyphemus (Atlantic horseshoe crab), 1315 nucleotides long. Its product is annotated as GRIP1-associated protein 1-like. Lineage: Eukaryota; Metazoa; Arthropoda; Merostomata; Xiphosura; Limulidae. The annotation marks the transcript as partial. The transcript has 10 exons. Gene Ontology annotation, biological process: regulation of neurotransmitter receptor transport, endosome to postsynaptic membrane; regulation of modification of synaptic structure; regulation of recycling endosome localization within postsynapse. The record is from RefSeq and is a predicted model, not a curated record. Gene Ontology annotation, cellular component: glutamatergic synapse; postsynaptic recycling endosome; extrinsic component of postsynaptic early endosome membrane.
GAUGUUAGUAGAUGAGAAUAUUUCUGACGAAGUUGAAGGAUCUCCAGAGAAGAUGUCCUGUCAGAACUUGAAAGUCCUACUAAAUGAAGCUGAAAGUAUGAAUAGCAAUUUGAAGCACCAACUCCAAGAACUAUCAGAUGCUAAAUUGAGUCUUGAUAUUGAAGUUGAAGAGAAAAAUAUGCUGAAGAAACAGAUGGCUGUGCUACAGGCAUCACAGAAAGAGGAACUAGAAAGACUGAAAGAAGAACUCUGUAAGCUGACAGAAAAGUUAAAAAGGAAGCAAGAAAGCUUUAUACAGCUACAAGAAGAAAAAGAAAUCCUUUACAUUGAAAACAGGAAAGCAUACGACUCACUUCAAGCAGUGAAAGACAAGGAGAUUCAGCAGCUGCAGGAUAUGGUUCAGCGUCUCCAGUCACAAUUAAACACAUCCUUUCAAAACCUGGAGGAUAUUAGGACCAAAGCCAAUAGCAGGGUACAGGAGCUAGAGCAUCUGAUAACCUGUUUACAAGAUCAGGGACUAGGUGGCAAUUUCACAGAGCACGUGACCAUGUCUAAAUGCCUUUCCAAAGUACUGUACAGUUCCUCGAAAAUCCAGCCUAGCCAGGUUCGUACUCAGUCUCCUGAGAUAAUUGAAGAGUUACAGACUGAGAAGAGUUUGCUAGAGUCGUCACUGGCUGAGUCGCAGCAGUUGAUGGAAGAGCUUCGGAAGGAAAAUGAAAAUUUGAGUUAUCAACUAAAGGAAUCUCAGAUCCAAGUUGAAAAUCUUCUGCGGGAGCUUGAUAAAGCCUUAGAUGAGAAGAAUAAAGCUGAAACAAGUUGUACUGAAUCUCACAAGGUUGGUAAUGUUUUAAACAGUUCAGCUACUCGUACGGAGUAUUGUAGUGAAUCUCACAAGGUUGGUAAUGUUUUAAACAGUUCAGUUACUCGUACAGAGUAUUGUAGUGAAUCUCACAAGGUUGAUAAUGUUUUAAACAGUUCAGCUACUCGUACAGAGUAUUGUAGUGAAUCUCACAAGGUUGGUAAUGUUUUAAACAGUUCAGCUACUCGUACAGAGUUUUGUAGUGAAUCUCACAAGGUUGAUAAUGUUUUAAACAGUUCAGCUACUCGUACAGAGUAUUGUAGUGAAUCUCACAAGGUUGGUAAUGUUUUAAACAGUUCAGCUACUCGUACGGAGUAUUGUAGUGAAUCGCACAAGGUUGGUAAUGUUUUAAACAGUUCAGUUACUUGUACAGAGUAUUGUAGUGAAUCUUUCAAGGUUGGUAAUGUUUUAAACAGUUCAGCUACUUGUACAGAGUAUUGUAGUGAAUCUUUCAAG